Penicillium cataractarum is the source of this 516-nucleotide messenger RNA. RefSeq lists its product as uncharacterized. The coding region runs from base 1 to 516 and encodes 171 amino acids. The record is from RefSeq and is a predicted model, not a curated record. The transcript has a single exon. Lineage: Eukaryota; Fungi; Ascomycota; Eurotiomycetes; Eurotiales; Aspergillaceae.
AUGAUCUUCUCCAACGUUUUCAUCGCUAGCAUCCUCGCUGCCACCGCCGCAGCUCUGCCUCACCGUGUCCGCGACUCUAGCUCCAGCUCAAGCGGCAACGUCCAAUUCGUCAACAACAUGGACUCAGACGUCUACCUCUGGACGACAUCCUCCGAUUCAGGCAGUAUGCAAACUCUUUCCUCCGGCGGUGGUACCUACAGCGAGGGAUGGCAGACCAAUUCCAACGGCGGUGGCAUUUCCAUCAAGCUCUCCACCACCCAGAACGAGGACAGUGUCCUUCAAUUCGAGUACACCGUCGACUCGGACACGCUCUACUGGGAUCUGUCCUCUAUCAACCUGGAUUCGUCUUCCGAUUUCAUCAAGAGUGGCUUCUCUGUUAAGCCUAGCGACUCGAGCUGCAAAUCUGCUACUUGCGAGGCAGGUGACGUUGACUGCGCCGACUCUUAUCAGCACCCUGAUGAUGUGAACACGCUCUCCUGUUCGGUUGAUGCGCAGUACAUCGUUACUUUGGGAUAA